Acytostelium subglobosum LB1 is the source of this 1611-nucleotide messenger RNA. RefSeq lists its product as hypothetical. The transcript has 2 exons. The coding region runs from base 1 to 1611 and encodes 536 amino acids. Gene Ontology annotation, molecular function: protein binding. The record is from RefSeq and is a predicted model, not a curated record. NCBI's taxonomy places the organism in Eukaryota, Evosea, Eumycetozoa, Acytosteliales, Acytosteliaceae.
AUGGUUAAUCAGUCUGGUGUGCGCCAGGUCAACUUCAAAGAACUGAUCCAAGAAGGCAAGCUUGAAUCCUUUUUCAGAGAUACCAUUGCCAACAAGCCCAAAGAGAACUCAAUGACCAUUAUUGAAGUCUUCCUGGAGCGAGCCAAACCAACCAAUGCCAAUAUGGUCUUUGAUAUUUGUUUGGAGAUGAACAUAUUCAAGGACAAUGUAUUCAUUCUGAACAGGUUCUUGCAGUAUUAUGUCGAUCUGUACAAGAGCACACGUGAGCAGCGCGCAGUUGAUAAGAUCACAAUGAUUUGGGACAAGCUCUACAAGUCCAGGGGCUUGUUCACACCCAACGUUUUAACGUACAACUCAAUGUUGGAAUACUAUGUCAUGGCCAAGGACAAGCAUGGCGCCAUCUCCACCUACGCAAUGAUGUUGGAGAACAAAGUCUUCUUCUCCAAUCGCACGAACCAGCACAUCAUUGACAUGAAACUGCUUAUUGGCCAGCCGCUCGAAGCGAUCAAGAUACUGGAAAAGGUGCGUCCUGAUUCAUUCAGCUUCUGCACGCCACAGCUCGAGGGAAUCUGUAGCGCGCUGCUCCCCACGCAUGUAGAACACCAUGAUGCCCUGUGCAAGGUCCUCGAGGUAUUCACUCCAAUGGCCCCCGACUUUGCAGAGUCGGCGAUCAUCAGCCAGGUCUACGAGGCGGUGCACGCCACAAACUUUAACAACUUCCAGCGCAUCCUCGAGCAUCUCAAGUCCCAGAACACUCUAAAGUCGGCCAUUGCCUGGAACAAUGUGCUGCGAGCACUGAUGAAGCGCAAGGACAUGAUGACCGUCAGCACUAACGCAAAGCACAUGAUCUUGGACGAGAUGUCCUAUGCAAUGUACAUCAACUACUACAGCAAUGAAAAACUGGACGACAUGGUCAACGUCUGGAUCGAUGCCAACAAGUCCUCGGCAAAGUCGAUGCCCUACCUCGUCCUGAUUCUGCGCUACUACAGUCAGAAGGGAUUCGUACAGGGCAUCAAUCAGAUCGCCGGACUGAUCUCGCGUAACGGUGACCCAGCCGACAUUGCCCGCGCAUUCCUUUUCCUGGCCGCCGAGGAUGGCAAGCCGAUCGCCGAGGUCGAAACCGAGCACAGGUAUGGAUCGCAAGACGUCAACACCGACAAGAAGGUGCCAACACCGCGUCAGGCAAUCCUGAGGAUUGUGAGACGAGACAGUACACGCCGCUAUGGUGUUUUGCUUGGACACCUCAUCCAGCACUAUCUGGUCCACGACAAUUAUGAAGCGGCGAUCAAGCUGAAUGAGUUGCGUGACAUUCACUGCAAGAUGGACCCCAACAACUUCCUUGUCCUAUCGUUCAUCUCCUAUCAUCAGAUCCACAAGCAGGACGACUUGGUUGAGUAUUGGCGCAACCUUGGCAAGAAGCUCGGACUGGAUUUCAGGCAGGAUGAAUCAUUCGUUUCAUACUUUAACAAGUACAAGGAGAUCACUGCCAACAACAACUUUGACCGAUUCUACAACUACCUUGAUCUCAAUCGCACACCAACUGGUUAUCCCGAUAAGCCAACAAUUGAGGCGACCCCAAUCAAUCAAAGACAGCAAGUCGAGACCAAAUAA